AUGGAUCUGCGUCGUUCAAUAUUGAAAGUUUACAAGUCGCAAAAAAAGGGCGAGUCACAAGAUGGAUUCGAAACUUGGAAGAUUGGUGUCACUUGGUUGUCUUGCCUACUUCUUCUUUUUAUUUUGGUUUCAGUUGUGGUGAGUAUUAGUUUUACUCUGGGAAGGUUAAAUUCAGACAAUAAGAUUGCUUGAUACCUUAUUGAUAAGCCGAUACCUUAUUGAUAUAUCGCCAACAAUCUAUAUAUAUAUAUAUAUAAACAAGUUUUGUGGUUGGCUGAUUCUAACCAGACAAAAUGCUGAUACAGCUAAAGAAUACAUUUUAUAUAUAACGAGGAUCAAACACUGUUCAAACACUCGAAUUUUAAAUAUGAUAAAAUACUCCUACGCGUGUUUUAAAUAGCAAAUAUAAAACCAUAGGUGAUUUAAGUACAGUUUAAUAAACGAGCAGGAGUGUUUUAUUAGCAGGGCCGCGGAGAGCUUGGCGGGGGCCCGGGGCAGAUUUUCGGAAAAAAAAAUUUUCGGAGAAGAAUAACCUCCCUCCCCCCCCCAAUCGACAACUUUUUAGGGAAAAAAUUUUUCCGGACGAGUACGUUGUAAUUCAUACCAAAUUUCGGUACUUUGCCCAAAAAAAUCAAAUAUGUUGCCCUUUGCGCGGCAAUAUUUCACCCAAAAAAAUGUCUGGGGCCCAACAAAAAAUGUCUAGGGGCCCCCAGGGUCAACCCCCCCCCCUCUCGGCGGUCCUGUUUAUUAGGUUUAAAGCCACGAGUGCGCAGUGCGAGUGGCUUUAGACCUAAUAAAACACGACCUGCGAGUUUAUUAAACGGCUUCAAACACAACAACAAAUUCAAUAGAUAUACUGCGUUAUUCGUAUAUUCUUUAUAUAAAGGACGCGACUACAAUAGAUACUGCCUUAUUACAUGUAGUAUUCUUUAUAUAAAGAAUACUGAUUAGGAGUGUUUUAUAUAGGUUUAAAGCCACUGCACAUGACAUAUUAUGGUUGACAUGAUUUGCCAAUAAGCUUAUGAAUUAUUAAUGAGUGUUUGAAGUAGUAUACAGGGUGUAUAAAAAAAAACAGCACAGAUUUGAAAUUGCUCUUAAAUUCGCAAAACAGCUAUUAGUGUCCAGUUUUGAUGUAUAUAGCUUCUUUGGGUACCUAUAAUGUAGAAAAAUGGAAAAAAUUUCUCGAACUCAAAUUUUGUAAACCAGGGGGGGGGGUGUCUUUUCCAACAAACUAAAAAUGGCUUGCGCACGAAAUUUAAAAGCUUUAAUCAUAUUUUGAGUUGAUAGAUGGAACAUUUGUUGGGGUUUUAAUUACUGUACAAAAUUUCAGACAAUUUGCUUUAGUUUAAGCCCUUUAACUAUUCAUUUUUCUCUAAAAAAUUAGCCUUUCGCAUGCUUAAUUAAUGCCUUUACCUAAUUUGCAUAUUGCUGACAUAUGCAAAUUAGGCAAAGGCAUUGAUUAGCAUGCAAAUGGUGAUUUUCAGUUAAGAAAAAAUGUAAGUUUGCGUAAAUGGUUAAGGGGCGUAAACUGAAGCAAAUUGUCUGAAAUUUUGUACAGUAAUUAAACACCCAACAUACUUUCCAUCUGUUAACUUAAAAUAUGAUUCAUUUUGGUUUGUUGGAAAAGACACACACCCCUGGUUCACAAAAUUUGAGUUCGAGAAAUUUUUUCCAUUUUUCUACAUUAUAAGUACCCAAAGAAGCUAUAUACAUAAAAAAAACUGGAUACUAAUAGCUGUUUUGCGAAUUUAAAAGAAAAUUUCAAAUCUGUGCAGUUUUUUUUAUACACCCUGUAUAUUGCAUUAGUUAUAUAUAGUGUAUUAAUUGUAUCGAGCGUUUGCACUCAUUCCCCAGGGACCAACUCAGCAAAAGCCAUGGCGGCCAUGUUGGUGUUCCAGACAAAAUAGUCUAGUUAAAAUUCUUUUGAAUGGACCUUUAACCUUAUAACUAAAAUUUUGAUCUAGACAAAAAUUUCAUCACAGCUUGGAAGAGCAUCACAAAAUUAGUAAUAUUCCAAAGUUUCGUUACGAAAUGUUGUAAAAUGCGGAUAAUAUAGCCCUGCGAAGUUUGCAAUUUUCAGUCAUUUUAGAUUACAAACGGGAAAUUGAUACCCAAACACCCGAUUUGGGUAUCAAUUUCCCGUUUGUAAUCUAAAAUGACUGAAAAUUGCAAACUUCGCAGGGCUAUAUUAUCCGCAUUUUACAACAUUUCGUAACGAAACUCUGGAAUAUUACUAAUUUUGUGAUGCUCUUUCAAGCUGUGAUGAAAUUUUUGUCUAGACUUGUCUAGAUCAAAAUUUUAGUUAUAAGGUUAAAGGUCCAUUGGAACACCAACAUGGCGGCUGUGACGUCAUAUGCAAACGCUCUAUAUACAUGUAGUAUCUAGGUAAAAUUUAUAUGAAUAAAGCUUUUUUUUUAAUUAUUCUUAUUAUUAUUAAUACCGAUUCUCACUUCUUUUUCUAGAAUUACGCGGAGUCAUUUGAAAUGGACGAGAGCUCUAUAGAAGCAACACUUUUCUACAAUCAAAAAGUGACAUAAUCCUGGAUUACAAAUCUUCUGGCAUAUUUGUUGAAGUUAUCAAGAUUAAAAAGAUAACUUUUAUUGCGCUUUCAAAACGGUUCUUCGAAACAAAUAUACAGGGUGUUUAAAAAAAAGGUAAUCGAACUUCAGCGCGCUAUUAUACGUGAAUUACUCGGCGUAUGAACAACUGGUUUUCAUACUCGGAAAGAUCAGGCUUUUAGCUAUUGAAUGACAUGCUUUUCAUAUCAAGUGGAGAAAAAAUAAGCAUGUACGAGGCCGAUUAAAAAUGUUAGUCAAAAUCGUAUAUUUUCACCUCUAUAAUUUUCACCUCUAAUAAUUAUGAAUAUGUGUGUCGUUUAUUCAAGUGAAAUUCAUCAACUUAAGUACCAAAGGGGGUCCAUUUUCAAUGGUUUUAAACCCAACUCUCAACGGUGAAAAUAUGCGAUUCUGACUAACAUUUUUUUUUAUCGGAUUCAUAUUAAUUUUGCUCAUUUUUUAUUCAUUUGGCAUGAAGAAGAUAUCAUUCAACAGCUAAAAGCAUGACCUUUCAGAAUGCGAAAAAAUCUCGUUUAAUUAUACGCAGAGUAAUUCAGAUACAAUAGCGCGCUGAAGUUCGAUUAUACCCUGUAUAUUUACAGCAGACCCUGUAUAUUUACAGCACCUCCAACCGAAGCAUCAAUACUUAUUGACUUCAGCAUUACCAUAAAGUGCAUGUAUUGAUAUUAAAUGUUAAUAGUUAACACUUAUUGACUGGGGCUUUUAGGAAACAUAUGAAGCAAGAAACUGAUGAAGCAAGAAACAAACAUACUCUUGCUUCGUUUAAUUCAUGUAUACGACACCUGGCCAAUUAAUUAAUUAAUUAAUAAAAUAAUUACGUUAAUUUAAAAUAUUGAACAGUACUAACAUUAAUUUAAUUUGUAAAUAAUCAUAUAUUAGUUGUAUUUGUAAAUGUAUUGUAAUUGUUGUUAACUGUAAUGUAAUGUAAUGUAUGACCAUAAUUUGUAUCAAUUGUAUUUUUUAACUAUUUAAAUCUACGCCCCCCCUUGGAAAUCAGCCUUCGCUGUAGGGGUUAGCGUAGUUAAAUAAAGUUUUACCUACCCUACCCUACCUACAACAAAAACGCUAAAUAUAUUAGUAUAAAACUGGAGACUGCACGUGCGUAAUUUAAAUGAUGCGGCAACUCAGGAAUCGGAUGAUAGACUAUUGACGGCUCUGAGCUAACUGUUGCUGUUCCUUGCACGAUUAUGUGCGUGAGGCACUUGCCUAAUGCGUAGUCGUCAGGGAGACAAAGGUGUGACCCUUGGUAACGGGUGAUUAGAACUAAUCGCCCGCUACAGCGGGCGAUUAGUUAGUAAUCGACCCUGUUGAAACAAAGGUAACCCGAGCAACUAUGCUAUUAAGUAGUUAAUCUUUAUAUGCGUUGCUUUCGUAAUAAUUAUAUGAGGUGCUUUCGUCAUUAUAUGCGGUGCUUUUUUCAUUAUAUGCGGUGCUUUUGUCAUUAUAUGAGGUGCUGUCGUCAUUUUAUGCGGUGCUUUCGUCAUUAUAUGCAGUGCUUUUGUCAUUGUAUGCGGUGCUUUUGGCAUUAUACGCGGUGCUUUCGUCAUUAUAUGCGGUGCUUUUGUCAAUAUAUGAGGUGCUUUCAUCAUUAUAUGAGGUGCUUUCUCCAUUAUAUGCGGUGCUUCCUUCAUUAUAUGCGGUGCUUUCUUCAUUAUAUGUGGUGCUUUCGUCACUAUAAACUGUGGUUGUCGCCCGGGAGGAGGUAAUUAGCCCGCGAUAAUUAUAUCCAGCCGUUUCCAAACGUUUGACAAGCAUAUUUCAUAUCACUUCGAAAACUACAUUAGAUUUCGAAAGAUUCUGAAUUUUGUCCUUGUUGGAAGGAAAAUAAGAAAACUUUUUGUUUUCAUAAAAAACUAUAAAAUUCACAGGAAAAGAAAGGCAUCUUUUUUUUUUCUUUAUGCAAUUUUUAAUUAAAGUUUCACCUUGUUUACCAAGGUGUGGAAUGCGUAACCAAACGUUAGGCCUUGUGUCGUUUUUGUCAGAAAAGUUAGUGCGAGGUCGAUCCGUAGAAAAUUUGUUUUUGAGUUUGGAUAUCAAAAACAUAAACAUUUAAAGCUGUCAUCAUGCCUUGGCAACUUGUAAUAGGACCAUAUAUAUAUUGUAACUAUAGUUAGUCUGAUGAUGACUUUGUAAUAAAAUCGAAAUAUUACUCACUAACUUUCUUGUUUGAUUCGCAUUUUGGGUUUCAAUAUGCUAAUCUUCGGAUUAUGUUUUGUAUAUUUUUUGAAUGUUUAGCAUGCAAUGUAUUACAAAUUUCACCAUUAACAGGGUUCGAAUAGCGCUCUUUAAAAUCCUUGGAAGUCUUUAAAUUUGAAUGCAGGUCUUUAAUGUCUUUGAAAUGUCUUUGAAUUGUGUGAAAAAGCGAAGAAAGUCUUUAAAAGUCUUUAAAUUCUUUAGUGAGUAUUUGAUUAUACCAUUUAUAUGAUUUCCUAGCUAAUAAAAUAGAUUGAUUGGAGCAAGAUUUUCGCAAAUAUGGAUGAAAAGGCGCAUUUUACGAUGUAAUUAGACGGGACUAAUUACUGGGUAAAAAUGGUGCUUACAUUCACAAUUUUUCGAUAGCUGAUUGCUCUCAAAGGCCUUUGAAAAGUCUUUGAAAAUAGGCAGAAAAAAUCUUUGAAAGUGUUUGAAUUUUUUGGUCAUGGAGACUACGAAUCUUAAAACUUUGUUUUGAGAAGCCGAGAUUUUUUUAAUGUGUCCCCAGAAUGCAGGAAAUGCUAUUUGAGAGACCCAAAUUUUAAAAAUUUCCUGCAGGGCCAUGCCCACAGGCCCACCCCCAGCUAACUCGUGUCUGCGGUACUUGGCUCACACCUUUGGCAAUCGCAUAUUAUCCUGGGUGGAGGGCUAGGAAAAUGGGCCCUAUGACAGUUUUGCCCCACCACUGGUGAAUCCUUAAAAAAUGCACUGUGCCAUGGAGAUAUUGGAAUCUCUUUUUAUCAAACCCAAAAAUGAGAUUUUUGCCCGACAUGUUCUAGCUACAUGGCGUCAACAACCGAGUGAAGCACUAGAUGAGUACCUUCAAGCUUUGAAAACUUUAAGUAAAGAUUGAAAUUUCAAGAACGUGACAGCUGCCCAGUACUGUGAAGAGAGUAUUAGAGAUGCAUUCAUUACCGGACUGCAGUCUAGUCAUAUCUGCCAGCGACUGUUGGAGAACAAAUCCCUUGAUCUCAAAACCGCAUUUGACAAAGCUCGUGCACUUGAAUUAGCUAUGCGAAGGUCUGAAACCUACACUGCCACUCAACCGUCUGUAAAUGCAGCAGUACCUAUCUAUUCUGAUAUACCACCGAGCCCAACGGAACUACCAGAAGCCAGCACCGUAGCUGCAAUGGAGGUGGAAAACUCUUUUUCCUUCUGUGGGAAUGCCAGGCAUCCCCGUUCAAAGUGUUCCGCUCGUGAUGUUACUUGUUUGAUAUGUCAGAAGAAAGGCCACUUUGCGAAGGUUUGUCGAGGCAAAACUGCUAAUCCUAGAGGUAAAAUUUCGUCUGCUGCCUGGUCACCAAGUUUAGCAACGGUCCCAACGAUACCAAAAUCCUUUUCUAAUUCAUCAGCCACUCUUCCCAUGUACGGGUUGCCGGUAAAGGCCCUCUUUGACAGCGGUAGUAGUGAAAGCUUCAUCCACCCCAGUAUUGUAAAAGAAGCUGCUCUAACAGUCCUGUCCUCAUCUAGUACCGUCUCUAUAGCAACACUUGCAUCAUUAUUUUAAAUAUGUGGAACCUGCAUUGUCGAUCUCGUCUAUCAAGAACAAAUCGAUAAAGAUCUCAGUUUAUCUGUUCUACCAGGACUUUGUGCUGAUCUGAUUUGGGGUCUCGAUUUUCAGUCACAACAUGAGGGCGUUAUCUUUCAGUAUGGAGGAUCAAAACCACCUUUUUCAGUAUGUAGUUUCAGCAAACUUAACGUGGAGCUACCUGAACCACUCGCAACCCUAACGCCAGACUGCCACCCAAUCGCAACAAAGUCCAGACGAUAUAGUCAUGAAGAUUCCGAGUUUAUUGAUAAUAAAUAAGUAACAAGACUUCUUGCAAAAAGUAUCAUAGAACCCAGUUAUUCACCUUGGCGAGCUCAACUCGUAUAAAGGAUGAGAUCCAUAAGAAAAGGCUUGCCAUAGACUAUUCCCAAACCAUUAAUCAUUUUACCAUUUUUCAUGCUUUCCUACCACCUAAUAUAAGUGAAAUGGUCAAUGAAAUUGCCAAGUAUCGGGUGUUCAACACCAUUGAUCUCCUGAGUGCCUACCACCAACUGCCAUUUUCACUCGGUCACCGGUUAAAAAUUAGGCUUUGAGUUAGAGGACUAAAAAGAGCGAUCUGAUUGGCUUCUCAGAGAACUGCUAUUUCGCAGAAAUUGAGCAGUUUUCGGAAGGCAAAAUUAUUCUAUCAACAUGUUUCAGUGUAUUUUUUAAGGAUUCUCCAGUGGUGCGGCAAAACUACCAAAGGGCCCAUUUUCCUUGCCCUCCACCCAGGAUAAUAUGCAAUUGCCAAAGGUGUGAGCCAAGUACCGCAUAUACGAGUUAGCUUGGGGUGGGGUUUUAGAAUUUGGGUCUCUCAAAUAGCAUAUGGUCUUAUAUACAAGUUGGCAAGCCAUGAUGACAAAUUUAAAUGUUUAUGUCUUUGACAUCCAAACUCAAAAACAAAUUUUCUACGGAUCGACCUCGCACUAACUUUUCUGACAAAAGCGACACUAGGCCUAAGGUUUGGUUACGCGUUCAACACCUUGGUAAACAAGGUGAAACUUUAAUUAAAAAUUGUAUAAAGAAAAUACAAAGAUGCCUUUCUCUUCCUGUGAAUUUUAUAGUUAUUUAUGAAAACAAAAAGUUUUCUUAUUUUCCUUCCAACAAGGACAAAAUUCAGCAUCUUUCGAAAUCUAAUGUAGUUUACGAAGUGAUAUGUCUUGCCUGUUCCGCAACGUAUAUUGGGAAAACAAAAAGACAUUUACAGACACGCCACUCUGAGCAUACCAAUCCGAUCAAAAGUGCUAUUGGACAACAUUUUCAUAACUGCAAACAUGUGCAAUACAUAGUAAUUAAACCUACACUUUGCUUUUCACGAACUUAACAACACAACUGGCACUGACAAUAAUGUUUCCACUUUUAUUUCCAACUUAAUAAUUGACAAUUCUUGAAUUCUUUACACUAUUAAUUCUCGCAUACCUAAUUUUCUCUUGUUGUUAGAAGUUCUAUACAGGGUGUAUCAAAAAAGCGCAAUCCUCGACUGAAAUGUAAAUUGCUAAACAAAUAAUAGACGAAAACGUUAAAGUUUACAUUCAUUUUAAAGCGUAGCCAUUCAGCUUUCUAACAGUGGGUUGUUUCUUAAAUUUGACUCAUUGGUUCGCGGGUAAUAAUACUUUAUGUUAUUGAGAUUGGAGAUUAAAAAAAUUGAGAUGGAAUAACAAAUCGUUCUCAUGAAAAUAACUGAUUUUUUCAUUAAAACAAAAAAUAUUGCAUUUUAUUAAAUGGAUUGUAACAAUAAGUAUAAUUACGGCUUUUCUUCCACUAUUUUUAACUCAGUUUGAAACUUCAAAUGCGAUAUAAUUUUGGCUUGGACCAUCUAAGCUGACUGACAUCAACUUGCUAUAAUUUCUGUUUACAUUACAUCGCAAUUCGCAUGGCGAGAAAUAUUGGUCACGCACGCGCAGUAAAUACACAGACUUGGAAAACAUUUGAAACAAAAUGGGCACGCAAAACUAUAGGAGUUUGAAUGGGGUAAAGAACAAGUAUGGCCUUACCUCAAAACUCUUUUGAAAAUGUUUCUCAUUUCCAACUGAUUUUGUUUUAAGACGUAAAACCCGAUAUUUUGAUAUAAUAGAUAGUAUUCAGACGUUCAUAUCUCUUGCGGUUUUUCACAAAAUAGCCAACAGCGUGUGAACAUAGGGAAAUGUAGUUAUUGACGUCGAAUUCUAGGUUUUGGCUAUCGUCCAUCUAAGGUUUACGCGAGAUCAGCCAACAAUAUGCAAACGUUUCCAACGGUUUUCAAAACUUCAAGCGAUGAUCUUGAACACUCAUCAGUGUAAAAACAUGAAGAAUAUAUAUUUCUUGCGGUUUUGCCCUUCAAAGUCAGCAUGUUUUGUGCUUAUAUUUUAUCAAAAUCAGCCGUUUUCCAUCAAAAACACUUCGAGAACGAACUGAAGUUGUUUCUACAGCCAAUUGCAGUUGAGCUUGCAGCUUGCAUUUUAAACGCGUUGUUACAUCGUUGAAAAGUAUGCGUUCAUUCCUUAGAAACACGCCGUUGCUAGGGGCGUAACGUGAACUUUUGGCGGGCAUUGUUGAACUUCUGAACGGCGUGCAAACAAACGUAUAACGAGUUAAAUAUUGUAAAAAGUACUAAAAACGCUGCUAAAGCCUGCGAUGGAACAGUAAGGUAUUUUUAGAAUGCCUGCAGUCAAAUUAGAACUCCCUGGUCGGUUUUGUGACAAAAUCUAAUUUAAUUCGUCAACGCCAAGAAUAGAAAAACAUGUUUACGCCGUUACAACGCCCGCCAAAAGUUCACGUUAUGCCCCUAGCAACGGCGUGUUUCCAAGGAAUGAACGCAUACUUUUCAACGAUGCAACAACGCGUUUAAAAUGCAAGCUGCAAGCUCAACUGCAAUUGGCUGUAAUCGUCCAUCUUUGCUAAGCAACCAAGCCUUGGCUUGUUGCCAUGGUUUCAAACAUUUUCGAAUAUUUUUUCGCAAUUUUGCUUUUUUUUUAUGUUGUUGUAUUCGAACUUACGCAUUGCUCGCUUCUCUCGACAAUUAAACGAUCUAUGGCAAAAUAAUUUUCCCCGUAUUCAUUCUUUCUCCUUUUCUUUUGGUUAGAAACAGCGUAAUAAUCAGCCGUCGUAAGAUUGUCCAACUCUUUACAAAACGAGAUAGUGGUCAUUUUGCUGCACGCGCGCAAGAAUUUUACCAUCUGGGAUCUGGGUACAAGAAUUUCGACCAUGUCCAAUAUUUCUCGCCAUGAUGACACUCUGGCUCAGACACCAGAAUGUUUUGACGAUUUUUAGCACCUGGUCUCUUUUAAAAUACUUUUAAUUUGUUCUUACGUGGUUUUCCAGAUGUAGUGACGACAACAUUAAAGUUUAAAGAAGAAAAUUCUAGCAUUUAAACUGACUAAACAAUAACAUAGUAAACUUGCAUAAUUAAACAGCAACUAAAAAUGAUAGGUUUUACUAAAUCUUUUCUUGUGCAAUUAUUACUAGCAUUGGAGUCAAGGAUAAUAGUUUGUUUGAAAGAGAAAAGAACAGGCUUUGAAGUAAGCCUAAAAGCGUUUAACUACAAAUAGUAUUUCGAAAGUUAUUAAGCACAAAAGAUGAAUUGCGUUUAUUUUGAUACACCCUGUAUAUCAAGUACCAUUCACCCAGUUUAAUCACUGAAUUCAAAGCCAGCAAAUAACUUCAGCUCUUUUGGUAAUCUAUACACCCGCGUUUCAUCAUAUUUACAUCUCAUUGCACCUGUCAUGAUUCUGAUUGUGACUUCUAUUUGAUGACGUCAUUAUGCCUUGCCAACUUGAAUAUAAGACCACGUAUAUAAUGUAGCUAUAGUUAGUUCGAUGAUGAUUUUGUAAUAAAAUCGAAGUACUAGAAAUACAUCCAUGCAACAACCCCUCGCGUAUAUUUUCCAAACAUUGUUUCAACAGGAAGUAUUCUUAAUUAUGCCAACACUGAACGCAUGCUCGUGUUGUCACGUCAUGGCAACACGAUAAUUGUUUUUUAAACUUUUUAUAGAAACCUGCGAUGAGAUUAACAAAAAAGUUAUGUAUGCAAAGCGAGAUUAUUACACAAACUGUGUUAACAGAAACAGAAAUAAUACUUAGCAAAUGUGGAAACAAAUUAAUCAGUUAGUUAAUAAAAAUUCUAAAUCAACAAAUAUAUCAGUACUUGAAAUAGACGAACAGGUUAUUACUGAAAAUGAAACUAUACUGAUUUGUUCAAUGAACAUAUUUUGCUGAUAUAGGACCAAACCUGUCGAACCAGAUCACGGAAACUAAUACUGAUUUGAAACGUUAUAUGAAAUUUAAAACUCAACAUAAGUUCAAUUUCAAAAACAUUAAUAUCAAUGAAGUGUUAAAUUCACUUGAGAAACUAAAAACGUCUAAGUCAAUUGGACAUGAUAAUAUCCCAGCCAAUCUUUUGAAAGAUGCGAGUGAUGCCCUGACGCCUUUUUUAGUAUUUAUUUUUAAUACUUCACUCAAACAUGGAAUUUUCCCUGAUGAUCUUUAGACUGCAAAAAUUUCUCCAAUUCAUAAAUCUGGCGACAAAAAAUUCGAGGCAAUUAUAGACCGAUUUCCGUUCUUUCGAUUAUUGCUAAAUUAUUUGAGAAACUUGUCUGUGCACUGUUCAAUUCUCUUUUAACUGAAAAUAAUAUUCUGAGCUCGUGUCAGUCUGGUUUGCGUAAAAAUUAUUCCACCGCAUGAGCCCUUUUAGCAAAUGCGGCAGAUUCAUGGUUACUUAACAUGGAUGUUGGGAUGAUAAACGGAGUACUUUUUCUGGACUUAUGUAAAGCAUUUGAUACGGUUGAUCACGGAAUUCUUCUAAGUAAAUUAUCUAUCUAUGGAAUCCAAAAUAAGGUCUUAGAUUGGUUUAAAUCUUAUUUGAAUAACAGAGCGCAGUACUGCAGGGUGAACAGUGCCACAGCGUUAGGGAAAUACGCUGUGGGGUUCCCCAAGGAUCGAACCUUGGUCCCCCUUUUGUAUUUAUUAUACGUCAAUGACCUGUCAAAUUGCUUGGAUAAAUCCUGUCCGGCAAUGUAUGCAGAUGAUACAAAUCUUAUAACAGUCUGUUAAGAUAGCUUUAAUAAUUUGGAGGAAGCACGAAAUUCUGAAAUGAUAAAUAUUCACCAGUGGCUUCUUUUAAACAAGCUAACUUUAAACAUUGAAAAAACAGAAUAUACGAUCAUUGGAACCAGUCAAAGACUAGCUAAAAUUCAAAAAAAUACCAGUGUAUCAUGUGGGGGGAAACUAUUGAAACAGGUUUAUUCCAAAAGGACUUUAGGUGUACUGAUUGAUGACAAUUUAUGUUGGAAUGAGCAAAUCGACAACAUCAGUAAAAAGGUGUCGAAGAGCAUUGGUAUGCUUCGCCGUGCAAAGCCAUUUGUUUCUUUUGAAACUCUUAAAUAUAUUUAUCAGGCUUUAGUGCAACCGAGUUUUGAUUACUGCUCCAUGGUUUGGGGAAACUGUGGCGAAGGUUCAAAAGAGAAGCUAUAGAGACUGCAAAACCGUGCAGCUAGAGUAAUCACAGGUGAUACCUAUGAAAUUCGCUCCACUGAUAUUUUAAAGAAAUUAAAUUGGAAAACACUCGAAGAGAGAAGAAAGGAGCAAACAUUAGCAUAUGUGACCAAAGCCCUUUCAAACCAAUGUCCUGAAAACGUUUCAACUAUGUUUAAAAUCUCAAAUUCUGAUAAAUAUAAUUUAAGAAGCAGUAACAAGAUGCUGAUGUUGUCGAAAACUAAAACAAAUCCAAUGAAAAGGACUUUCGGAUAUGCUGCUGCUAGAGACUGGAACUAUCAUAGUAAAAAUUUUAGAUCUACUUCAUUCAUUUUCAUUAUAUAUAGUUAACGUAUCACUUCGACCCAAACAUUUCUUAGUAUCUUUUAAUAUUUUUAUAAUAGUAUAUAUAAUAGUAUUUCGAGUUUUAAUCUGCAUUUAGUAACACGGCCUUUUGAAAAACAACCUUUAUAAUACUUGUAAAUACUUAUAGGUAAUAUGGUUGAUUAGUUACCUUGUAUAAAGAUGUUAUAAUAAUAAAAAUAAAAAAAUAAUAAUAAAAUCAAACUUCGCAUCAGACUUUAAAAAAAAAAUACAGUACAUAACCAUACGGCAUAGACAAAGGCGAAAUUUUUCAGUUUUGGGUACACUAGUUAAAACUCUGAACAUCUAUCUACUCUGAGAUGCUGGCCAAAAAUAUUACUUGUUUCCAUGGCGACAGCGAGACAAGAGCUGGCAACAGAACGAAGCAGCAUGCAUAGAGUAAAAACCCUUGUUUUUUACUUCGGAGUGAAAAUUAAUCUUGUAUGAAAAUCAAUCUGGUAUGGUGUAAUUCCAGCCUGAAUUAUGGUGCGUUUACAAAAUUAUUACUCAACUUCUACGAAGAUCCACGAUGACCACCUGCAUUCAAUCAAAAUUCGUAAGACUCGCAAAACUCGCAUGAUUCGGAAAACUCGCAUGACUCGCACGAAUCGCAGCUCGCUUUAAUAGCAGAUUCGCAGACUCUCAAAAUAGCCGAGCGCAGAUUUUACCAAGUUAUGGUGCUAACAACAAAAUUAGGAAACGUUUGAGGGAAGGGCCAUUGACUGUCAAACUUUCCGCAUGAAUUGGAAAAUCGCAAUGUGGUUGAGUAGAUCUAAUUGACUUUGCAUGACAACCGUUCCGCGGUUUUCGCACAGCCUGGAAAUUUUCGUAGAUCUUGAAAAUCUAAAAUAGCUCCAGGAUAAAAUGUUAAAUUUCCAUUUUUAAUUUGCUUAAAAAAUUCACUCAAUUCCGAUUGGUUAAAAAUGGGACAAUUUUAUAUUCGCACAAAAAAGAUGCGGAAUGAGAGAUACAAUUACCCGAACAAUACAAGCAGAACUUAUUAUAUAGAUGUUUCUCCACGAACUUCCCAACAUGCAAAGGCAAUGCAUCGCUCGCAACUUCGAAGUUCAACUCCUAUUUUUCAGGUAGUUGUAUCAGCUCUGAAACUCGGCUCUCUUUUAUCGUCAUUAUUCCUACACUGCUCAUGCGGUCCGUUUGAGAUUAUCUUUACACAGUUUGUGCGAAAAUAUGAAAUGAAAUUUCCUAUGAAUGAAGUUCAAAACAUUUUGCGAAGUGUUUCUGAAGCCCACCAAAUACAAAAAAAACAUAUACCUACAGUAUAUAUUUAACUAGAAAAUACAUGCAUGCAGAAACCCUCGCCUUGCUGACAAAAUCGUUGUAUUUUCCGAACAUGAAGUAUCUAAACUAGUUGUCAUGGUAACACGAUAAUUUUUUAAGAAUAUUCUUACAAAUGAAAAUCGCCUAAAAAUAUCACUUUUACUUACAAAAUUAUCAAUUUCCCAACAUAUAUAUGUUAGGUAUGUAAUUACACGUAAUACAAGCUUCAAUUUAAGGUAAAAUUCAACCACAAACAAUUCACAAAACGUUUUAAAGUGUUCUUUAUAAAACUAAACUGCCUUUAACUCUUAAAUGGCUUUAUCGAUAAACUUUGAGUUUGCAAUAAAAUGAUUUCAAAUUCUCGCUUGCAAAUAACUUUGCUUUGCUUAUUUAAAAAAUUCAAUAUAAUAAAAAGGGAUUCAAUAUUAAAGAUACACUGAAUGCAAACUUUAAAUUGGACCAAUCAGUGUCCGUUAUUCAUGACUGUCCGCCAUAUUUUUGAGAUCAGUGAGGAUGACCACCCAUCGUUGGUGACCGACGCCCGCGCUCAUUGAUGAACUUUAGACUUCGCUAAUGCUUUCGUUUCCCCGGGUGUAAAUAGCCGGGGGGAAUUAGUACCCUCGCACGGCGCUUCGCGCCGCCGGCUCGGGGAUAAAUUGAUUGUUGUAUAGUUAAAAGUACUAAUUCUGUGAUUGCGUGUUGCCAUUUUGUGCAAAACAAUAAUUUUAAAAACUUUACAAAUUUAAAUAUAAUCGUUUUGCUAAGGCAACACAAAACGGCCGCCUGGAUCCACUGUUGGCUAUUAUUAAUAAUACUUCAUCUUAAGUCAACGUUUGAAGAGGCGAGCGGUGCAAUUGGUGCGUGAUAUCUAUUUCUAUUUCCAUACUAACAAUAUGCCGUCAUUCAUUAUCUUUGAUCCUUAUAUCCUAAUCCCAAAGUUGAUCGCAAGGACCGUUGUGUGAAAUACUAUUCUAUAUGUAGUAAACACAUUAUUGAUACGUACGUAGUGCAGGUUUCCAGUGAAAUUUGGAUUUCAAUUCCUCGUUCUUUUGAUAGGGUUUUCGUGUCCUCAAUUCCAAGCGAAUAUUCGUUACACCACAUGGAAGUUUUUUGCAAGUAUCUAAAAUUUAAUUCCAACAACUAAUUCGUAACUUGGUAGCAUUAUCAUUGUGGAUACUAAGAGUUAUCCAACAAGCUAUUGCAGAGAAUGAGCAAUCGUAGUGGCAAACGCAUUUGCCUGAUAACUCGUAGCUAGGUUAUGACUAACUAGAAUAUGACAAAGCAAUUGGAUAUGGCAUGCUUCGAUCCGAUUUGACGCCAUCGUAUCUCCGGGAUGGUGGAACUGGUUGCGAAUAUGUUAAGCUUUAAAAAAUCCGCUUAUUUUUCUAAAAUUGAGUUUUACUAAAAUUGCAAGUUAAUAAGCUUUAAAGAAUCAUUGUCAACCACAAUGCAUUGCGCGUCCAAACUUGGGUUGUCGCCAUUUUUGAGCGCAAUUAUAGAUGUUUCGGUUUUCAAUGCAUAAUAUAUUAGUGCACUGUACCAUCCUAUGGUUAUACUUGCUCAUUUUAACUUUUUAUACUAAAAUUGGACCGAAGAAAUGUUCAUAAUCGUCACUUGUUGCUAUUUGUCACUUCCCAAGGUAAGGUCUAAACAAAUGCAUUGUGGUUGACAAUGACUCUUCAAGAAACACUUCUUGGUACACUUCGUAUGAUGGAUGUGAUAAAACCGAUUGCUUAUAAGCGUAAAAAUACUUUUUUGAUAAACACCGUAUUUAAUUUAUACUGUGCCUUUUUUCUAUUUUUCCUCCGUGUUUUUGUAUUUCUUUUUUCCACUGGAUAAUCCUGGCUUUAAAAGGCUUUAAAAGAGUGUCAGUUUUGCACUUACUUUUUGUUUUAAAAACGGUACUCCAGUUGCUAUAUGGUGACGAUUUAUUCCAUUUUAUUGCGAUUACUCGGAAUUUAUAACCAGUAUUCGGUUCAAGAUCUUUAACGGCAUAUGAUGUUUCGUUGGUCUAGUGGGUAAAAUAUAUUAUCAAAUAUAUUGUCAGAAUCAAUACAGAUAUUGUGCAUACAUGGAAACGGGCUUUGUCCGUCGUCAGGACAAGUGGAGAAUCAAAGAUUGUCAGGUGUUUACAGUUCAUAAGCUUCAUUUAUUAAUUGGCAAUCGACCAUGUUAUACAGAAGACAAAUUCAAUGACUUUACGAAUAUGUCUUUUAGGUUAUGACUUGGGCUUGUGCAUGUUACUCUUUAAUUUCCGUGUAGUUUCUUUAAUUUAAACACCUUGUUUCAUUCAGUUCAAUUAUCUUUGAAGGGGAAGUCAGAGUACAAAACAACUUAGGCUGAUAUGCAAGAUCAUAUAAUGGUUACCUCUCACGCAUUGUGAAACAAGUAGUUUAAAUAGUAUAAAUUUGUGCCGCCAUUUUGUUUAUUUAUGUACGUAGCCGGUCGGGGCGGGUAACAAUUUUUCACUUAUUUCCCGGGCGGGAUACAUUGCAUUUAUCUAAAGCCACGUGACUACAAAUCAGCCAAUCACGUUCGGUGUUCACACUAGCUAUAUAACAACUAAUUAUAAUACAUUAUGUAAUUACGUGUUGUUCCCCUCCAUUAAGAAAGUUGAGAAAACUAAGAUUUCCAGCUACUAAAUGUGGACAUAUGUUGUAACAUCACCUCCAAGUGUCCGCCACCUGGUUGAGCCGCAAUGUUCUACUUUGUUAUUUUGCUCUGUCUACUGUUAUAAAUUGGCAUUUAGGCACGCAGAGAAGUGUGGGAGAAGCAUUAAUGGGUUAAGCAGAUUUAUAUGCAUAUUCUCUUGUCAACUGAUUUAGCUUGCAUGCACUCUAAUUUGUCAUUUUACUUUGUUACUUUACUUUGUUAUUUUACUUUGUCUAAUACGAGGCAAUUUUUACUAAAGGAGAUCAUUGUGUGUCAAUGGGUUAACCAGACUUCCUGCUCGUAGUCUCGGGUGAAACCAUUUAGCCAUAAUGCACCCUACUUUGAUAUUUACUCUAUCUAAUGCCAGAAUAGUUUACAUUAUAAGGAGAAUUGUUGGGAACUGUGAUUGUUUUAAAUAAACUAGAUUAAUUAUCUAGACCCAAUGUCUAAAAUAUGGAGACUACUAAUUGAAUAAAGUUUAUCGAAGAAUGAAGCAGAUACUUAUUCCUUACAACAAUAACACUUUUAAAUGGAGGGGAACAAGAUAGUUGUAAAUAUUACAUAAUGUAUGUUAUCAGUAAUAUACAUUCUGGAAAGGGUAUCUCCUUGAUUUGUGCUGCUUCAUGGGUUAUAGAAGCACAAGCUAGGACCUCUUAGCAGCAAAUACUUUGCAGUGAGUACACAGCCAAAGGCAUCUACAUGUAUAAAGCCAAGUUAUAAUUUAAUGGUAAGCUAAUUUGGGCUAAAGCAUAGCAGUUGAAUUUCAUACGAUUUUCAGCCAUAGUUGGUUCAAUUUCAACCACGAAAUUCAAAGUAAAUAUUACUUAAUAAAGUUUUUAAUGCAUGCUUUUACCUUUAUUUGAAGAACAAACAUAAUAAUAAUGUAUAAUAGUUAAAGCCCCCAUAAUAAUGUAUAGUUGUGCAUGUUACUGAAAAAACUUAACCUACAUAUCUACAGCAUAAAUAAUAGAAGCAAAUUUAAUAAAUAAUUACCAGUUCGUGUCAACAAGUCUGGUGAUUUUGCAGAACUUGACGAAGAUUCCGAAGCCAUUUCGCCCGAAUCUACAUGGUCACCGCUCGAGUCGGUUUCAACCGGUACAAACGAAUAAAAGAUAAUCAUGUUUACGUCUCUUUCGGCGUUCAUAUCUUCGCUAUAACUCGAUCUACUGCUUCCAGAACCAUUGCUCGAAGAUUCGUUUGAGUAAUCAAUAUCCAUUGUUAUUCAUACAAUAUUUCUCUUAAAUUUAUAAAUACUAUUUCGUCUCCGUGCACAUGUAUAUCAGAAAAUUAAUGUACUAAAACCUGGCUGCCUGUAAAAGCCAACUACGCAAUGACGUCACAAGGUAAAACCGCUGCGUGAUCGCAGCUUCGCUGUUAUGUACAAAAUGGCGGCUGCGUUAUAUGUUAGAUAUUUAUUGAUUUUCCACGCGAGGUAGGGAAUCGUUUACAAUCAAUCUCUAAUGACUAUCAGUUCUUAAUGUUCGUCUUCGUGGAGUAAUUUUCUAAGUUCACUUCAGCCUUUAAAUCUUCGUUGUCUUUAGUCUGUCUUCUUUGUCCCAGUGUGCUGUUCGGUUUGAGUUUUCGUAGCUUUACAUCAUUUAAGCUUUAUUCCGCAUACGUCCACUGUCGACUUUCACUGUGCACGUCCACUGUCGACUUUCACCGCAUACGUCCACUGUCGACUUUCACAUGUGUCACCGACCGCUCCGUCGAGCUGACCGGUCACGGAUUUUAGAGCUCCCUUGAUUAUAUUCCUAAUAGCUUAAUUAUGGCUACAAAGAAACUAAGGGAAGAAAACGAACUCCUACGAUCGGAGAUCGAAGGGUUAAAGAACCAACUAGACAAGAUAAGCGAAGAUUUGAAAACACAACAAGCUACUGCAGCAUCAAAGUCAAGCAGAACCGCUGAAGCGAAACAGGCAAAAGAUACGAUCGAACGAACCAACUCUGAGGAACGAGCAGAGGCUGUUGUCUUUAUGAGCAAACAAUAUGAUGAUCUAGAAGUAUUCCGUAAGCAAGCGACGCAAGAUAUUCAACAGAUCACAAAAAAAUUGGAUUCAAUCAGUAAAAAAUGUGAUGAGAUUACUGAGGCCAUCGAACUGGCCGAACAAUAUAGCUACCAAUACAACAUUAAGAUCAUGGGCGUACCGCAAUUAAACGAGAAAGAAUCGGCUGAAACUACAGCAAAUCUUUGUAUCAAGCUGUUUACGGCUAUGGGCGUAACUGAUGUAUCUUUACAGGACAUAGACAUUGCACAUCGUGUCCAAUCUAGAAGACCUUCACAAAAUUCCAACCCAAUUAUAUGUAAAUUUGUCCGUCGACUAGCUAAAGAAAAGAUUAUGGCGGCUCGGAAACAUGCAUUAGAUAAUAUCACGCCCGAUCAGCUUGGUAUUGAAUUGGCCUAUCCUUCAACUACACGAAUUAGCAUGUUUGACCAUUUGACACCACGCCUACAAAACCUUCUGUAUGAAACAAAAAGGUAUAAAACGAGCAAGGGUUAUAAGUUCUGCUGGGCAAGAAACAGUCAAGUUUAUUUAAGAAAAUCAGAGAACACUGGAUUAAUCCGUAUAAAAACACUGCAAGACCUGACCAACCUAAUUGAACAGGAGUCAUUAAGAUAAUCUGUUAACAAUACCUCAGCUAUUUACAAAUCUGAUGACGAAACUGACCCAAAUAAUUAUCGCCCAAUAUCUCUUCUAUCCUCAUUCAAUAAAAUUUUUGAAAACAUUAUGUAUAAACGCUUACAAAGUUAUCUAGUUAAGAAAGAAUUUUUCUGUGAUUCACAAUAUGGUUUUCGUAAACAACAUUCAACCCAACAUGCUAUUCUUGAUAUUAUUAACAAAAUUCAAGAUAAUAUGGAUAGAAAAAUGUACUCCUGUGGUAUACCUGUAUUUAUUGACCUAAAAAAGGCAUUUGACACGGUUGAUCAUGAUAUUCUGUUGGGUAAGCUAGAUUAUUAUGGUAUUAGAGGAGUAAUCAAUAACUGGUUUUCUUCUUAUCUUAAAAAUCGCACGCAAACUACUUCAGUUGGAAACUGUGUAUCUAACAAAGAAACUACCUUGUGUGGAGUACCCCAAGGCUCAGUUCUUGGACCUCCACUCUUUUUGAUCUACAUCAAUGAUAUUUGUGAAUCAUCUGAGAUUUUCAAAUUCUUUCUUUUUUCUGAUGAUACUAACUUAUUGUAUGCUGAUAGAGACCUAAAAAUGCUUGAAACAGUUGUCAACGCUGAAUUAAAGAAAGUCUGUGAAUGGCUUGCAAUAAACAAACUCACCCUUAAUAUAAGUAAAUCAAAUUUUGUAAUUUUUCGACCAUAUCAGAAGUCAUUGAAUUUCCAGCCUGUAAUUGAAAUGUUUGAUAAUGAUACCAAACAAUAUACACCACUUGAAUGCAAAGAAUAUGUUAAGUAUCUUGGAAUUAUUAUUGACUGUAACUUGAACUGGAAGCAUCAUAUAAAUUAUAUUACAUUAAAGAUUAGCAAAACUGUAGGAAUCAUUUCUAAAUUGAGAUAUUACAUCCCAAAUCAUACCUUGUUAGAUAUUUAUAGGUCAUUGAUUUCACCAUAUUUAACAUAUGGUGUAGUUGCUUGGGGAAAUGCUGCUAAAGUUCAUAUUCAAAAACUUCUUGUUUUACAAAAGCGUGCAUUACGACUCAUGAAUUUUAAAUCUUUUCAAGAUCACGCAAUUCCUCUAUUCCUUUCUACCUACAUUCUUCCUGUAACUAUGAUCUAUGUUAAAGAAUCUGCUUACAUGCUCUACGAUAUAUUAAAAGGGGAUGCGCCUGAAGCACUGCAUAAAUUAUUUACCAAAACGUCUAAUUAUCAUAACUAUGAUACAAGAAUGGUUUCAAAAGAUAACUUAUAUAUCAAUUCUUCUCGUCUGGAAUUACAAAAGCGUUCAUUUUCCAGAGUCUGUACUUUAAUUUGGAAUAGCAUUGAUCUCAAUCUUCGCUCAUCUCGUAAACAGACUUUUAAAUCUAAAAUACAUCAAGCUCUUUUAACCAUACUUCAAGAUCAAAAUGACUAUGUUGACGUACCCAUGAUAAUUGAAAUGCUGCCCAAUGCAACCGCGAUAUAAUUUUCAGCUCAUCGUAACUUUCUAAUUGCUUUCAAAAAGAAUAUAUUUGUGUUAUGAAUAAUAUUUUUCAUUUAAAAAUUAUCAUAGCCAAUCGGAAUCUAAACUCUCGUUCUGUAAAUAAUUCAUUUUACUUCUUCUCAAUAUAAAUCAGUUGUAUAUAUAUAAUAUUAUUUAAUUAGAUUCAUUUCCUGCCGCGAUUAGCUUGCUAUUGCAGGAUUUGAAUCUUGUAUUUUGUCAUGUGUAUUAUUCAAAUAAAGUUGUAUUGUAUUAUUGUAUUGUAUUUUAUACUAACGGUCGAGGAAAUCUUUGUACACGCGAUCUAACAAGUGGUGUGAUCCGUAUCCAGCCAAUCAACGUUGAGUUUUAAAAGUGUGGGAUGGCGUUGCUAGCUCGUUCUAGCUCUCACAUUCUGUUUAUUUAAGGCGUUGUCGUAAAGGUCGAGUCGGUUCGCUGUUCAAUCGAUCAAUGUUAAAAUAUGUUCACAACUUAAAAUACUUAUCAAAAUAUAAUAGUAAAAACUUCAAACUAUACCUAUGUGAACAUAACUUUACCUACAAGACUAAAUUUACUCGUAAUUUUAUUGAACUAAGAUUCUGAUGACGUAAUAUGUUAAUUGCAUGACCGAGUGUUAUCUAGCUUAGGAUGACUCAUAUUUUACGCCUGAGUCUGUCCACGUGAAAAGGUCAAUGUUCAUGAGACCUCAGGCAGCUGCCCUGUUUAAACAGAUCUGCCCACAAGACAAACUAUAGGAAACAGGUCAAUCAAAACAUGACAAUUUUACAUACACAACUGCAGCUAGUCUAACAAACCGUCACAGCCUAAUGGAAAAAAUAAUCAAUGUUUUCCGAAGAACCGAAAUAUUUACGUUACUUUGAUUUGUGGCAAAAUAUCCAUUAUCUCUUCUCAUUAUGCUUGAAGUAAUAUUUGCUUGAACGAACAUUUCAGUUGCUCUCAAGCAAACAUCUUCUGUGUUAUUUUAGUUUAGCCUAAAAUUUUAUAUAUAAGUAAUGUUUCGUAACACAUAUGUAAAUUUUAGCACAUAUAUCGCUUUAUUUCUCGACAUUGUUAUAACUUGGAGAUGUGGGACUUUGCGCGAGAGGUAAGCAUUAUAUGAUCUUUCAUAUCAGCCUAAGUUGUUCUGAACUCUGACUUCCCCUUUAAAUACUGAAUGAAGCAACGUUUAAUUUAACGUGCAGUUCUACACAAAAUGUGCAGUUCUAAAUCCAUUUGUGCAGUUCUUAAAACACCAAUGUGCAGUCACCAAACUAACAAAAAUAGCUUUAAUUAAAACAGUCUUCUCAUUUAUUCGUUACCCUUGUGGAUGCUCCAGAAAAUUCCAGAAAUGCUGUAAUUUUCUCACAAAUUACUUACGUGCUGGGAUAAUGGAAAAGAAGGUAAACUUGGGGCGAGCGAAGCUCCCCAUAAGAGAUUAGCGUGGGAGAAUCUAAUAUUCUUUGCUGCCUCAAAUGCAAAUUUAAGGUUGUUAUAUAUUGAAUAUCCAUGAUUCCCAGUUACAUGUUUUGAAACAGUUUUUCCGAGUGGUUGGGUAAAACAAAUCUUUGCCAGAACUUAACAGCCUCUAGAUCCAAAUUGUUUUCGUGUUUGUCUGGCCUUUUUCCAAUUCUCCCACACAGCUACACCAUUAUUCUGUCACCCCUAUAUGCAGGUAAAAAUCGUUCGACUCCCCCCCCCCGGCAAAAUACCCGUUGUAUUCAUAACAUCUCUAUUAUGCUGCGAAUGACUUUUUGUUUGGCUCAGUGGCAUAGCAUGCAGCCUGACGAUCUAGUUCCGCUAUGGAAUAUUUCCGUGCUUAUUGACUGUGAAAACGGACAAUUUCUAAAGACAUGAAUAUAAUGGUAAUAAUUUUGAAUUUUCAUAGCGGGACUAAAUUUGUCGCGCUGGCUACGUCACAGGUCUGGAUGAGUAAGAAAUCAAAAUACACUUACAUAGUGGUAUUUCCUUGUGUAAGGAAACACAACAAAGACAUUAUUCCUCUCUUCAACGCCCCAUUGUGCCUUGACUUCCAAAAUAUAAUAAAGAUCACUGUAUCCCUCCAAUUCUGACGUAUUGAGGCGCAAUUGUAUCAUUUGCCUUCCUGCAUCUACCAAACUUGGUGCUGCAGGCUUUGGUAAAGUUCUUUUGUAAUCUUUCGCAAAAAUAUUAAUGUUAAUAAACGUUAGACAUUGAUAAUCAAUUAGAACAAGAACCUUCUAAUUCUUCUCAAAAAAUGCCCACGUAAAUAUAAAAAAAAUGACGUCACAAUAGAGUAAGUAAAACUUUGGUGCACAGAUUAACGUGACUAUAAUUAUUUGGUAAUAAUAUUAUGUAAAAAUAUGGUGGGUAAGGGUUAGGACUAAUAAACUAUACUCCCCCUCUUCAAAAAAAAAUACCGUCGACAAUAUUUUCUAGAAUUGUACUAGUACAGAUUGUUGAAAACACCAAAAUUUGCGAUUUCGUAGUUAAAUCGACGCCUGCAUGCACACAAGUGACGCACAUUUUCCCUUAAAGAACCGUUUUUUGAUUUGCCGUUUGCGCUCUUCGGCAAACGUCUAAAAAUUUUUUUCAAUAAUUUGUGAAAAACUACUCGUUGGCAAGGAUGGAUCGGGGUGGUGGUGUUUGCGCGUAUAUUAAAUCUAACAUUGGUUUUAAAGUUCAACAGGAAUUGCACAAUCGUUCAUUCGAAGCGACAUGGUUAUGUCUUCGUCCAGACAGAUUACCCCGAGGCUUUUCUUGUAUUGUAAUUGGGAUAAUAUACCACCCCCCGCAAGAAGAUGAUGCUCCUUGCAUGGAUAUUUGAUUACAUCAUUGGACUCAUUUUGGGCCCGUUUAACAAAUGCAGAAAUUAUGUUGCUCGGUGAUUUUAACCGCGCCUGGAUUAUCAGUUCAUUUGUAGGAAUUCCAAUCUACAAGAAAUCGUAAAAAAUCAAACCCACAUGAAUGCAUUUCUGGAUCUUAUUUUUACAAAUCUCUCGCGCUUUUACAGGGUGACCGAAUUUUUUCCCGGCAUCGAGUUGAGCCACCCCAAUUCCCUCAAUACACCCCCCCCCCCUACAAUAACUAAAAAGACUAGAGCUGAAAAGGUGCUAAGAAGAACUGUGAAACCAAGCCCGAAGACCAGUUUUGGAAGAUGGGUAUCAAGUACAGAUAUAUUGGUCCUUCCUGGAAAUGCUGCCCAACGCAACUGUACUGAAAAACUAAAUGCUUUUAAUGAGCUGUUAUGUUUCGCUAUUGACAAGUUUUUCCCCUUAAAAAGCUACAAGCAACACCCAGCGGAGUCCAGCAAGUGUAAAAAAGGGGAAAGCAUCAGUUUCUGACAACAUACCAAGCUGGAUCUUAAAAGAUUUUGCUUUUGAGAUUUCCUCACCAGUUGCUGAAAUAUUUAAUUCAUCAAUUCGGGAGACUUUACUUCCUGAUCUAUGGAAAGAAGCUGAAGUGAACACAAUCCCGAAGAAAAAUGUAAUCAAAGAAGCCGAAAAUGACUACGAUCCAUUUCCCUUACCCCAAUUCUUUCAAAGACCAUGGAACAUUUUGUAGCUAACUGGAUUAUGGCACAGAUUAACCAUGUCAUUGAUCGAAGACAAUUCGGAGCCUUACCGAGACGAUUCACAACUCAUGCACUUGUGUCCCUUUUCCACCAUCGCUACAGCCUUUCUGAGAAACCUGAUAAAUGUGUAAGAAUUCUCUUAUUGGACUUCACUAAAGCAUUCAAUAGGAUAAACCAGCAGAUCUUGAUUACCAAAAUGGAAGAAAUGGAAAUAGACCCAAUCCUUGUAGCAUGG
Messenger RNA from Paramuricea clavata, 23888 nucleotides. The record is from the annotation of a GenBank genome assembly. NCBI's taxonomy places the organism in Eukaryota, Metazoa, Cnidaria, Anthozoa, Malacalcyonacea, Plexauridae.